Molecule: messenger RNA, 776 nt
Organism: Centruroides sculpturatus (bark scorpion)
Lineage: Eukaryota; Metazoa; Arthropoda; Arachnida; Scorpiones; Buthidae
Product: serine/threonine-protein kinase PLK4-like
Exons: 5
Coding region: 1-744 (247 amino acids)
Source: RefSeq, a predicted model, not a curated record
AUGGCUUUUAAAGAUUUCAUUCGAAUACUGUGGUACGAUAUUGUGAACGUUAAUAUAUUAAGCAACGGAGAAGUUUGUAUAGAAUUUUUGAAGAAUGCAAACCAACAAGAAAGAAUUGUGGAUGUGUGCAGAAUAUCCCAAGAUGGUCUGAAGAUCACCGUGUACAAGCCAGACGGAAAACAUUCGCCUUCUCUGACGGAUCGCUCCUUGUCGGUUUCAAAACAGAAAGUCUACUCUUACGAAAAUUUGCCAAGACAGUACUGGAAAAAGUAUCUGUAUGCGGCAAGAUUUGUUAAAUUGGUAAGAGCCAAGACGCCUAAAAUAACAUAUUACAGCGAACGAGCUAAGUUCAUGUUAAUGGAAAAUGCUCCUGAUGCAGAUUUCGAAGGCUCUUUCAUGCUUGGUGGAAAAAUUACAAAACAUGGCGAUCUGACAACCGUCAUUGACACCGACGGAAUUGUUUACAAUAUUCAUUCCGAAGAAGAAGCAAUGAGUUUCAAACCUAAAAUACAAAGUAUGUGGGAGCAUUUCAAUCAAUGUCAUCAGUACUGUAGAGAUCUCGAGGCCACGCUUCAAGCACUGGAAGACUUAAAGGGCUUCUCCUGUUUUCCCAUAAUUGUCGGAAGGUACGUACUAUAUUUCUAUAAAUCAAUAUUUAUUUUUUUAAUUUUGGGAAAAAUAAUCAGAGUUUACAAUUUGGAUAAGUGUUUGGAAAAUUGUCAGGUUUCUAUCCCAAAUACAUGAAUACUUUAUGUACACUGUACAAUGAUAAGAAA